This is a messenger RNA of Papilio xuthus (Asian swallowtail), 1411 nucleotides long. Its product is annotated as lachesin. NCBI's taxonomy places the organism in Eukaryota, Metazoa, Arthropoda, Insecta, Lepidoptera, Papilionidae. Gene Ontology annotation, biological process: synapse organization. Bases 85 to 981 code for a protein of 298 amino acids. Gene Ontology annotation, cellular component: neuron projection membrane. The transcript is spliced from 7 exons. The record is from RefSeq and is a predicted model, not a curated record.
GAUAUUUCAUUUGACAGAUUGAAGAAAUGAUUGUAAGGCGCCUGAACAGAUGAAUUCUAUGGCUCCAAACUGUGGUCUGACAAUAUGACGCCGGCUGACGUGAUUAUACUCUGCUCCCUUAUGACCAGGACACUAUGUGUGGCUCCACAAAUGCCAGAUUUCAAGACCGGUGAGAAAAUUAUCAAUGGUCCUUUUUGGCAUGAAGUUUUCACGGAAGUCUAUGAAGAUACAGAAGAUGAAAUGUCAACUACAACAUCUGAACCCCUUCCUUUCUUCGAAGAUGAUCCCUCCACUAACAAUGUGACAGCUCAAUUGGGUAGCCGUGUACAUCUUCAUUGCAGAGUCCAUGAUUUGGGAGAUAAAACGAUAUCGUGGGUCCGAAGACGCGGGGAAGAGAUCCAUCUUCUAUCUUUCGGCCGUCACACAUAUUCUGCUGAUUCUAGAUACUCUCUGGCUUUCGAGCAACCAAACAAUUGGAGGUUGCUAAUACAAUACGUCAGUGAACGGGACGAAGGAUUUUAUGAAUGUCAAAUCUCUACCCAUCCUCCUCUAGUGCGAAGAGUUUACCUCGUUGUUGUUGUUCCAAAAGUUGAAAUAGUCGACGAAAGGGGCAAACCUCUGCAAGACAAGUUCUACAAGGAAGGUUCAAUUAUAGAAUUACGAUGCGUCGUCAGCGAGGUACCCGAACCUUCAAGACAAGUUAACUGGAAACACGGCAAUAGAUUGUUGAACUACGACACUAAGCGUGGAGGAGUCAGUGUGAAGACGGAGACUUUACCUAACGGCGCUUUAUCUCGACUCUACAUUGCCAACGCUAAUAGACAGGACUCCGGCAACUACACCUGCUCAUUGGCUGACUUCGCAGCGACUGCUGUCUCCGUGCAUGUACUGAGAGGUGAAAACCCUCUAGCGAUGCAACGCGGCGGUGUCUCCAAUGUGAGACAUUCAUUGCGCGCUCUGCUCAUUUCAUACAUCAGCUGACAGAUUGCCGGCGCGUUAUGGUCACGCGCCAUUUUGUAAAAAUGUAAUUGAUGUUAGUUUCAUAGUAAUAUCCUUAACUUUAAGUCGACUGAAGCAUCUUCACUAGUUAAUUGAGAUGUGAAGACCAGCAUAAGUUAAACUAUAGAUUAAACUAAUUGACAUAAAAAUCAAGGAUCUUAGCCGACUGGUUUUCGUUGUUGUAUAUUCGAUAUAAGAUUACAAAGCCCUUAAUUCUGUUAUUUAAUUACUAAGGCGCCAAUAAUGUUAUCCUACUAAUUUACAACGGCUUGUCAUUGUUCUGACAAUAGGGUAUUAAUUGGUAAAACCAAAGUUAAACGACAGCUUAACCAUGGGAAAUACGAUAUGAUACAGAUAUUUUAGUCUCAGAAACAAUCGGUAAGAAAUUCAAUUCAAAAUUAAAAAAAAACGC